This is a messenger RNA of Myxocyprinus asiaticus (Chinese sucker), 1999 nucleotides long. Its product is annotated as myosin regulatory light chain 2, atrial isoform-like. The coding region runs from base 125 to 643 and encodes 172 amino acids. Gene Ontology annotation, biological process: heart contraction; cardiac muscle tissue development. The record is from RefSeq and is a predicted model, not a curated record. Gene Ontology annotation, molecular function: calcium ion binding. Gene Ontology annotation, cellular component: myofibril; cytoplasm. NCBI's taxonomy places the organism in Eukaryota, Metazoa, Chordata, Actinopteri, Cypriniformes, Catostomidae. The transcript is spliced from 7 exons.
ACAGAGGCACUGCAGACAUUUAUAGAGGAACGAGUGAUAAGGGUCCUCAUACAUAAAGACUCCAUCAGCAACACAAUUGACCCAGGAGUCCACAUAAACAGCCAGAGGGGAGUAGACAGUGAACAUGGCUAGUAAGAAAGCUGCAGCUAAGAGGGGGAAACCUGCUCAAAGGGGCUCUUCCAAUGUCUUCUCCAUGUUUGAGCAAUCACAAAUACAGGAGUUCAAAGAGGCAUUUGGCUGCAUAGAUCAGAACCGUGAUGGAGUUAUUAACAAAUCUGACCUGAAGGAAACCUAUGCACAAUUAGGGAAGCUGAAUGUGAGUGAUGAAGAGCUGGAGUCUAUGCUAGCAGAGGGAAAAGGGCCCAUCAACUUCACAGUCUUCCUCACUCUUUUUGGAGAAAAGCUCAAUGGCACAGACCCAGAGGAGACCAUCCUUGCUGCUUUCAAACCGUUUGACCCAAAUGGUACAGGUGUUGUCAAUAAGGAUGAAUUCAAGAGGCUGCUAAUGAACCAGGCUGAUAAAUUUACAGCAGAAGAGGUUGACCAUGCUUUUGCCAUGGCUCCAAUAGAUGUGGCUGGAAAUAUUGAUUAUAAAUCACUUUGCUACAUUAUCACGCAUGGUGAUGAAAAAGAGGAGUCUUGAAAAGAAGCAUAUCUCCCAUUUAAUUUGAACUUUGCCACUUCUGCAUCUUCAGUUGUAUCACAUUCCCUGCAAUUGUUCAUGUCAACCCUCAGUCAUAUCAAUGCAUUUUUUUUCAGUAGCUCUCACAUUUACUUUGUGAUUUGCAUUGUGCAUUUUAAAAGAAGAUUUCUUGUUCUGACUGUUCCAUUACAUAAAUAAAGGCAAGAAAUACCCCGCUUUUUUAAUGAUUUCACCAUUAAUAAUUAUCUUGCAUUCCAAAACUAUUGCUUGUUUUCACACGUAAUAUGUAUUGUUAUGAACAGCUAACUUUCCUUUGCUGGCAUAUUAGUUAUAUAAAGUGUGUAGCCUAUGACAACUCCUUUAUCCUUAACCAUUUUAAACUCAUAACAAUUAUAUUUGAGAUGCACUAGUAACAAAGCAAUGGUUUUAUAACACAAACUGGCACCUUUUAUGUCUUCGACAGAAAAAAAAAGAUUUAAAGACAACUAGAAGACUAGUUCUAACACUUUCUAACAAUAUCCAGAAUAGAUAAAUACAGAUAGAACUGAAAUAUUACUGGGUGGCCAAAAACUGAACAUCAGAGGAGAUAUGAUAUAUCUGAAAUGAUUGAAGGAAUGUGCUCCCUUGUAAAUUUUAUCUGUAACUGCUGCCAUCCAAAGACUAUUUGUUGAACUGCAAUUAAUAACUUAUAUGAGUGAGACCCUACUUGCAACAUUUGCGUUUCUAAACAUGAAGGUAAAGUGAAAUAUGAGUGUUGCAUUUUCUCCCAUUUUUAAUUGUAAGACUGUAAUGCUUUACUUUGUCUUUAGUCUUUUAAAUGUCAGAAUUGUUUUUGCAUUCUACAAUCAAAACAAAAAAAUAAAAAUAAUAUAUAUAUAUAUAUAUAUAUAUAUAUAUAUAUAUAUAUAUAUAUAUAUAUAUAUAUAUAUAUAUAUAUAUACGUAUAUUUAGUGUAGAAUUCAUUUAAAUUUCAUAACAAAAUUCCAUAAAAUAGAACUGAGUAAUCUUUAAAAAAUAAUCUCUGCCUUUAACUAAAUAAAAUAAAAUAAUUAGAUAUUUUACGUUUUAUUAAUCUAAUUUUGUAAAAAAAAAAAAAAAAAAAAAAAAAAAAACAUAAAAUAAAAAUACACAAUUUGAUGGAAUUUUGUUAUGAAAUUAAAAUGCAUAAAUCUUACAAAUAGGCUAAAAUAUUUUUUGUAGUGUAUGAUAAACUUGUACACCUUGGAGAUUAGAGGAAAAGAGCCUGCUAAUUCAGCUUUUGCAGAAUAUUUCAAAUACACUGUAAAUUAAUUGUUCAAGAGAUUUACUGGUCAUAUAUAACAAAACAAAAAAUAAAACGAACAAACAAACAGUCUG